ACCUCGUUAUCAGUUACUGUUAUCUGAGAAUCUAAUAUUGUAGAUAAGAUUAGGUGGAAAGGAACGAGAAGUUAUCCCUCAGCAACUCAGUCGCACGUAAAUUCCCUCCACUGUGUUAAGGAACGACCCGAGAAUGGCGUCUGGACGCAGCCAUCUCCUGGACCUGGUCAGGGCGGGCGACGCAGAGGCGCUGCAGUCGGGCCUCGCCUCCCUCGGCCCGCGCGCUACAAAGGACUUCUUCGCUGAGAAGCCGUUGCAUGUUGCUGCUGAAGAGGGCCACGACGAAGUAGUGAAGAUGCUAAUCUCUGCGGGAGUUGACGUUAACGGCAAAAAUGACAAGGGUUGGACUCCAUUGCAUAGAGCUGCCUAUAGCGGCCACAGCUCGGUGGUGACGGUGCUUGUGACCCGAGGGGCAACUGUGAACGGCAAUAGUAAUCGUGGUAAGUUUUUUGGUGGCAGUUGAUUCAGGAAGAGUGGAGUUCGUUUUGCAUCAAUAUUGAGUGUUAAAUGGGUUCUUGCACUUGCGAUGGCUUAGGUCGAGGGAAGAAAGGAGUUAGUAUUUGAUUGUUUACAGGAAGGAACUCUACACUUAAAAUUUCUGCGUGUUAAAUUGAAUGUAAAAAAGAAGAGUGGGUGAAUAGAUGAAGGGGAUAUAGAGAGAUUAGGGAGAUAGGAACAUUUUCGAGUGAAUAGAGAGACACGGAAGAGGAAAAGAAUGAAGAAAAUAGAAAGGGAUGAAAUAUACUGUGCAAUCUUCUGGGAAUCUCAAAGGUAUUCCAAGAAAGAUCUUUUUCAUUCAUAGCAAGUCCAUAUAUUGCAAAUGCUGUUGAUUAUGAUGUGCGCAUGUCUAGCUUCUUUCCUAUGAGCAAGACAGGACUGAGUUCUUGCAAUAACUCGCUUUAACACUUGCAGGGCUUGGAUAAUCGAGGCCAGGAUAAACAUUAAAUGGGAGAGUAGGCAAAUCAUUGACGCUUUGCAAAAAAAUUAUGGGGACACUGCCCCAAAGAAAUCAGUAACCUACAAAUGGAUAAUUCGGUUCACAAGUGGAUAAAACGAAAUUGAAGAUGAGCCCACAGCGACAGGCCAUUAACAUCAGUUUGUGAGGAAAACAUUGAUACUGUUCACGAUAUGACUGAAAAGGAUAGACGAAUACCCACUGAAUCAGUAGCAGACACACUCAACAUCUCUGUGGGUUCUGCACACACAAUUCUGGUGGAGAGUUUGGAGCAAAGCAAGGUUUUCGCUCGAUGGGUCCCUAGGCUCUUGUGCCCAGAUCAGCAGCAAAGGUAUAUCUUUCACUGGAAAUUGUGAACAAAGCUUUUCUGCAGAGAACUGUGACAGGGGAUGAAACAUAGUGCUACCCGUACAAGCCCGAGGACAAAAUUCAAAUCAAAGCAGUGGCUGCCCAGGAAUGGAAGUGGACCGUCAAAGCAAAAUCUGAGCGUUCAAGAGGAAAGGUCAUGGCCACGGUCUUAUGGAGUACAAAGGAAAUUUGCUGGUUGACUUCCUCGAGAGCAAGAAAACAAUUACAUCUGCGUAUUAUGAAUGCGUUUUGAGAAAACUGUCAAAA
Penaeus indicus is the source of this 1570-nucleotide messenger RNA. RefSeq names its product 26S proteasome non-ATPase regulatory subunit 10-like. The transcript is spliced from 4 exons. Bases 134 to 463 code for a protein of 109 amino acids. Lineage: Eukaryota; Metazoa; Arthropoda; Malacostraca; Decapoda; Penaeidae. The record is from RefSeq and is a predicted model, not a curated record. Gene Ontology annotation, molecular function: protein binding.